AUGGUAGGUGCUAUGGAGAAAAAUCUACAGCAGGAGCACAACCAAGUCCUAAAUGCUCCAACCACCCUGCCCGGACCGUCUCCAGGACCACCACACCAAGCCCUAACUGCCUUUUCCACACCCAGCGGGGAGGUCCAGCUCCCGACUCCCUGGCUACGUGCACUUGCAUUCUCCCCACCCUGCUAUCAGCAGCUGCGGGCAGGGCCCUGUUUUGAGGCUGAAGACCGCCGGGAGCUUACAGAGCAGCUGGCCCCCAACACCAGUCACGGUGCACGAGAGCUCUGCUGGACACAGCUUCAUCUGGUCCUUCCAGCAGCCCCAGGAAGCAGGUGCCAGUCAACGUCCCCGUUCUCCAGACGAUCACCGAGGCUCAGAAGGGCUCGGUCGCUGGCCCGGAUCCCACAGGUAGCGAAGGAGCAUCACACCCGCACUCCAAGCCUGGCGCGUCUGGAAGCCGCCUUAACCACCCAUGUCCGCUGCCUCCCGAGUACACACGCCCGUCAUCACCGCGGGGCUCGACUCGGAUCCGGGAAGAAGGUCGCCGGGCCAGCCCCGAGGCCCCUGCCGACGUCGCGACAACCCUGCCCCGCCGCCCAAGCCGAGACCAGGCAGGGUUCUGGGGCGCGGGGGGGGGGGGGGGAUGCGCGGCGGGGUGAACGGGCUCGUUGUGACCCAGGCAUAACCAGCCCUCCCCGCCACCCCGCCACCCCACCGCCCGGCCUUACCCCGAGCACCGGGAAGCCCGGCCCGCCCGCCCCGGGUCCCGCGGGGGACUCCGGGGACUGGGCUGCCCGCCCCCGCCCCCACCCCCCCGGAACCCGGAGCGCGGCCUGGGCGUUCCGAGCCCCGCGCCACUGA
Messenger RNA from Nyctereutes procyonoides (raccoon dog), 858 nucleotides. RefSeq lists its product as uncharacterized. Lineage: Eukaryota; Metazoa; Chordata; Mammalia; Carnivora; Canidae. The record is from RefSeq and is a predicted model, not a curated record. Bases 1 to 858 code for a protein of 285 amino acids. The transcript has 2 exons.